AUGCCGGGAGGGGUGCAGAGACCACCGCCUCCCCCGCACUGCAGAGCGAGUGGCACUGGAAUCUCCAUUGGACCGGAGCUGGAAGGGGUGGGGAUCAGGCUGGGGCUCCCCAUCCACCCCGAGGGAGCCCACAGCCCAGAUCCCCCAAAAGGGGCGAGGGUCGCACAGCGCCCCCCCCCCCCCCCGGACCCGCCGCAGGGCGCCCCCAAGCGGCCGCCACGGGAAGGGGGCGAGCAGCACCGGCCACGCCCCCUCGUGGGGGUAGACCACGCCCCCUCCCGCCAGGCGCGCACCCCCCCCCCCCGGGGGGCUCACACCCCCCCCACCCUGAACCCGGAUUCGGGUCGCGGCCCCUUUAAAUGGAGGCGCCGCUCGGAGCCCUCAACGCGCUGCAAGCCGACGGGGGGGCGGCGGCGGCGCCCUAUUGGCUGUGCGGAGCGAGGGACGCGCUCUGAUAGGCCGCGGUGCGGCCGGGGCUCGCGAGACUUGCUCACCAGCGGCUGCCGCGGAAACGCGGAGCGGAGCCCCGAGCGCGGGAGCGGCGCCACAGCCCGGAUCGCCACGGGCGCCUGGAAAACCUGGGGCGGAUCCACCCGGCGGAGCGGGUCCGGGCGGGCGGGCAGCACGGAGCCGGGCGCGGGCGACGGCCGCGGUCUGGCGGGGCACGGCGGGGUGCGGGGGUGGAGCACGGCGGGGGUCGCGGGCCUGAACGGGGCGCCCCGGUUCCCGCCGGUGCCCACGCGGCCACCCGCAAAGCGCGGAGCGGAUCGCACGGAAUGGGCUCGCCACCCCGCUCCCCGCCCCCCCCUUAACCCUCUCGCUGCCGCCUCUCCCGGCCCCAGCCCCGCUGCCGUCCCGGGGCGUCCGGUCCGGCCGCACCGCCACGGCCUCUACCUGCCCGCGGGGGGACCCACCCGGCCGAGCCCGGGCGCCGCCACCGCCUCCCCGAAGCCGGAGCGUCUCCCCGGGGCGGGACCGCCCGGGCCGGCGCCCCCCAUUCCCGGCACCGCCUCCCCCGGGAUCCCCUCCCGUGCCGCGCUCCCGCCGCACCGCGCGGAGCCCGGCACGGUGCGCUUCCCCAGCCGUGACAGCGCCCACCCGGCCUCGCCGCCCGCGGCGCCCCUUCCCGCUCCCUCCGUGCCCCCCGCCUCCCCGGGGGUCUCCUGCCGGCGGGACCCGGGCCCCUCCUCUCAGCGGGGCGGCAUCCAGCUCUCGGCCGCGCGCUCCACCGGGGGCUCUGCCAUCGCUCCCGCCCCCGGGACCCCGCGGCUGAGCGUGGGCCGGGAGCGGGGCACAGCCGGGAGCGGGCGCUCCGCGGGGGCUGUGAGCCCCGGGGUCACCGCGCCCGGCAGCGCGCUGGCCGCGGGCGCGGCACCUGCCCCGCUGAGGCUUUAUUGCAAGGCGGCGGAACGAAACCCGCCCGAGGCACGAUGCGAGCGCGCUGCCAGGGGCCGGAGCCGCCUCCCCGCAGCGACGGGCACGGCGUCCGGACGACGCGGGGGAGCGCGCGGCUGGACGCGGCCAGCAGCGGGCACGGGGAUGGACUGUGUCUGGAGGAGAGCGGACCGGCACAGGGCGGCCCCGCGGCGCUGCCCGGCCCCGGUGCCCGCAGGCCGGGGCGGAGGGGCCGAGCCGGGCCCGCCCCGGGGCCAUCCCGGGGGCGCGGCGGGGCGGCACGCGCUCGGCACCGCCGCUGGCCCUUUAAAAGCGCGCGGCCCCCGCGCGCCCCGCACCGCGCCUGCGCGCCGCGCGCGGGGCGGCUCGCGGCGCUCCCUUUGUCCCCCGCUCGCCUCUCACCCAAGCUUGGUGCCCGCCGCCGUGAUUGGCAGCGCGCGCUGCCGCGCCGUUGACCAAUGGGGUCCGCGCACGGCCAGCAGGUCCCGCCCCCUUACGGCGGCCGCUGUGAGUGACGGCGGGCUUGGCCAGUUAGCGGCGCGGCGGCGGGCGCCAGGUGGCCAAUAG
Passer domesticus (house sparrow) is the source of this 1962-nucleotide messenger RNA. RefSeq names its product basic proline-rich protein-like. NCBI's taxonomy places the organism in Eukaryota, Metazoa, Chordata, Aves, Passeriformes, Passeridae. Bases 1 to 1962 code for a protein of 653 amino acids. The transcript is spliced from 3 exons. The record is from RefSeq and is a predicted model, not a curated record.